This is a messenger RNA of Vitrella brassicaformis, 2128 nucleotides long. The record is from the annotation of a GenBank genome assembly. NCBI's taxonomy places the organism in Eukaryota, Vitrellaceae.
CGACCGCUCAUCGUCCUCCUCCUCGCUCGCAUCACCCUCUCCAUCUAGCGAGAGGGUGCGCCGCUCGGAAUGCUGAGCCGCGUGCCAACUGACUGGCUCAUGUUCUUGAUAUGCAGAGUCCUGCCGAGCGCCUUGGUCUUCCGGUACGCUUCAAGCAUGCCUGCAAGGCCUUACCAGACGACAUGAGUCUAUUGCGGUGCAUGUGUGAUGCAGGCUGAGUGGCGUCUGCAAGGAGUUUCAUCGCAUCUGCUGCCGUGUCACACAUGUGAUGAAACUCGUCAUCGCGGGGAACGAGAGGCCAAUCAAGGCGACACUCACCAGCGGCAACCUCAUCGCGCUCACAGGCAGCUACCACUACUUCGCUGACGCAUGGGGAGGCAACGCAAGAUCAAGGGGUCUCAUCCGCCGCCUAAUCGAGGGAAGCCGAGUGAGUCAACUCGUCAUAGCGGGCCACCUCAUCCGCUCUGAGGUGACUGGGCUGCUGAGACGCUUCACAGCUCGUGUGGCCGGCCAGGAGCCGGACCACUCCCUGACGCAGCUCCGGUGCGCCGCUCGGUGCAUCCCAUUUGUGAUGAGCCACAUCAAGGACAGCAACGCGGCUGCAUCGAUGAGUAGCCUCAAGUGGGUCAGGAUGGAAGGGCGUUUAGCGAGGGGGCAGCUGGAGAUCAUGGCCCGCAACCUGCCGACGUUACAGGGCAUUCGAGCAUCGUAUUCAGGUAGGGGAUAGAUAGGCUGGGAUGCAUGGAUGGGCAAUCUUUGCUUACUCGUUGGUUGUGUGGUGGCUUUGUUCGCAGAGGACUUGAUUGAGGACAACGUGUUGAGGCUUUUCCCGAGUCUGACACAUCUCGAGGUAUGCGAUCCAAUGCAAUGCCCACGGAGAGCCGGCAAGCUUGAUGUGUGCAUAUGGUUGUCCUUCCUUGGUCAGAUUGACGUCCUGCCGUUAUGGGCGUUGCGUUUCAUCUGCACCGGCCCCUCGACCACGCGAGCAGCCGAACUGCUCACCUUCGUGGGCUUCCAGACGAUGCUAACGGCGACCACUGCCACAUUCCUGCGCGACAUGCCGCAACCAAGGUCUGACCUGACGUUGCCACAGACAGGUUGACACACGUGGGUAUGUGUGGUGUGUCCUCACUUGUGUCGAUGCGUCCCUCUUCCUUCCUUCAGGCGUCUGAGUCGCGUGACCAAGGUGUCGUUCGUUCGUGUCGACGCCCGGGGGCAGGUACUCCGCAUUCUGGCCGGCUUCCUCCCCUCCCUAGAACACCUCACAUGGUGUCGUGUCGAUGCCGUGCCUGAUGACGAGUCCGACGAGGACGAGCUGCCACACAAACGACGCCGGACGACAGAGCACCCACAGCCAAGUGUGGCAUCGGCCUCGGCAUCGGCUUCCCCUGGUGGCCGUCGGUCGGCGCCGGUAGCUGCUGCAGUGGAGGGGCCCAUGAUAAGGAGACUGCAUCUCUGGCUGGACUUUGCGACGUCGUGCUGCACAGUGGCCGAGGUGGGAAGGAAGAAACGCUUCCGCGCGGCACAUCUGGCACAUCUGUAGUCGUGUUCUCUCUUGUCCAGGCACUUCGAAGUGUGUCGCGGCAUCCCCUGCUGCAGGGCGUGGAGCUGCUGAGGGUGGGGGGGUCAUGGCACCACAAGGGGGCUGAGGUGCUCCCAGCGGUGCCCUGCCGGCAGCAGGAGACGGUCACCCUAGGCAAGCGCGGACGACAGGAGGGGACGUCGUCGUCGAGUGCUGCCGGCGAGCCAUCUGCACCGUGCGGCCUCUGCACCAUCGGGCCGCUUCAGCAGCUGGCGUAUCUCAAGGGGGUUGUGUUUGACAUGCCCUGCCUGGGAGGGGCGGCAGCAGCUGCAUGGAGGGCGAGGGUGAGGGGCCAGCUGCCGGCCGUAUCGGCGGUGCGGUACAAAGAUAGCUAUGCGUUGAGACAGAACCGGCCUGCAUGACAUGAUCAGAUGGAUGGUGGCCCGCUGCGUAGACUGGACGAAUGAGAGGCUGUCUAAUGCGUGGGGUGGUUGUGUGGACGAGCUUCGGAUACACGGCAUUCAUUGUAUGGGUUAGUCGGGCUGUACAUAUCCACGAAUGACAUGCAUUGCAACACGUGAGUGGAAGGAAGAAACCACCGACCGC